AUGGGAGUCAAAUUGGAUGAGGAACUUGCUAAUAGUAAAGAUGGAAUAUAUACCUUCAGAAUUCACAGAGGAAUAUAUCACUCUAUUGGAUCCCUUUUCCCUAAUGUCAACAAAGCACCGAAAUUUAUGCAAUUAUAUAUUUAUGAUAUGGAAUAUGAAAUGGACAACAGGCUUAUCGUUAUGCCUGAACUCCGUGACCAUGGAUGGCAUCCCGGAAUAAAACAAAAUAUUACAGAAAAAAAAGUAACAACCAAACAAUACUAUGUAUACAAACUUCACAUUUGUCAAAAUUUUUCAUCAUUGCUUCAUUAUGGUGGUAAACUUUUUCAACAAUAUGUGGUUGACAAUUAUGUCAAAAUUGAAUGUGAACGGCUCAAUUACUUAAAAUUCAAUCAAGACAAACUUCGCAGAGAAUUAUACCAGGACUUACAUGACUCUUAUCAAUCCGGAGUAACAAAAGCAUCAGAAGUGUGA
Dentiscutata erythropus is the source of this 474-nucleotide messenger RNA. The record is from the annotation of a GenBank genome assembly. Lineage: Eukaryota; Fungi; Glomeromycota; Glomeromycetes; Diversisporales; Gigasporaceae.